Messenger RNA from Exophiala oligosperma, 1115 nucleotides. RefSeq lists its product as uncharacterized. Bases 1 to 1014 code for a protein of 337 amino acids. NCBI's taxonomy places the organism in Eukaryota, Fungi, Ascomycota, Eurotiomycetes, Chaetothyriales, Herpotrichiellaceae. The record is from RefSeq and is a predicted model, not a curated record. Gene Ontology annotation, molecular function: hydrolase activity. The transcript is spliced from 2 exons.
AUGGUAGCCCAGAUACAGGCUCCAUGCUACCCACUGCACCCAAGUGUCAGAGACCGCCUGCAUCCGGACUAUGUGGCCUUCUACAACAAACACCUCUUGAAUCAGCACCCCGCCCACUUUCUCCCACUGUCUGUCUCGAGGGCAAAGGGAAACAAUAUUCCCUGCAACGGCGACCCUUUGCCCGUUGGCGAGAUCCUCGACAGGAGGAUUUCUCGACAAGAAACCAACGGCCCCGACAUAGCGAUUCGAUGCUUCAUCCCCCAGGGACAACCUCCCAAUUGCGGGUGGCCAGUAGUCCUGUAUUAUCACGGCGGAGGCUGGGUUUUUGGUGACCUCGACUCUGAGAACAAUAUCUGCACCCAUAUUUGCAAUCGAACCAGGGCAGUUGUGAUCACGACAGACUACAGGCUCGCUCCUGAAGCACCCUGGCCAGCGGCGAUCCACGAUUCAUGGGAAGCAUUCCUUUGGGCUACAUCAUAUGGGAAGAGCAUACUCGGCCUUGAUCCUGGCAAGAUUGCUAUCGGGGGAAGUUCUGCAGGUUCAAACAUUGCCGCAGUUGUCGUCCAAAAUGCUUCGAUUGAAGGAUGCGUAACCCUUCGACAUCAGUUCUUGAUCGUUCCCGUCACGGACAAUACUGCUCUGCCGUGCUCCAAUCCAACCUGGAAGACAUUUGAGUACACGGCGGCGCUCCCCGCGAAGAAGAUGCUCUGGUAUCGCAACCAUUACUUGCCGGAUCCUACUACCUGGUCGCACAGGGAGGCUUCGCCGCUGCUGGCACCAGACUCCAUCUUCCAAAGACUACCACCUGCGAAUGUCAUUAUCGGUGAAGUCGAUAUUCUUCGUCACGAAGGUGAGGAGUACGCAAAGAAGUUGCGUAAGAAUGGGGUCCCCGUGGAUUUGACGCUCAUGCAAGGGAUGCCGCAUCCUUUCCUCGCCAUGGACGCCGUACUCGAGGCAGGCAGACGAGCAAUAGCUCUUACGUGCGAUGCCCUGAUCCAAGCCUUUGCCAAUUGAAACCAAAGAAUGCCCUCGCUCGCGCUUGGGGGCUGAUAAGGCGUUGCGGACGUGUGCUACAGACAACAUCAGGACCAGUAGGGUGGCUGUUUGUAUAUGAA